Bombyx mori (domestic silkworm) is the source of this 11665-nucleotide messenger RNA. RefSeq names its product serine/threonine-protein kinase SMG1 (gene nonC). Bases 13 to 10236 code for a protein of 3407 amino acids. Gene Ontology annotation, cellular component: nucleus. NCBI's taxonomy places the organism in Eukaryota, Metazoa, Arthropoda, Insecta, Lepidoptera, Bombycidae. Gene Ontology annotation, biological process: protein phosphorylation; nuclear-transcribed mRNA catabolic process, nonsense-mediated decay. The record is from RefSeq and is a predicted model, not a curated record. The transcript is spliced from 16 exons. Gene Ontology annotation, molecular function: protein binding; protein serine/threonine kinase activity.
UUAUUUUUGUCUAUGACAAAUCUGACAAUAAGUUUUGUUGGCGAAGAUCAUCUGUUUUGGUCGAAUUUUGUCGUAAUUUUACGGCCAUGUGUGGUUUUAAAUACGUGUUUUAUAAAAAAUUUAGUGAUGCUAUCCGCAACAACAAGUAACAAAGUCAAAAACCUAAAAGGAACGGAAACUUCGAUAACUUUAGAACGGGAUGAUAGUGCGCACGAAAACUCAACGGAUGAUAAGAUCAGAGGUUAUGUUAAUGCCUACGAUUCCCUGCCUGGUUUCGAGGGAUCCUCCAGGGAUGGACGUUUUCGACCCCGGGGCCGGGUUACUGAAUUUCGGCCGUCACGUGGCGGUCGAGGCGGCAGCCGCGGUCGAGGCGGUUUCCCGCCCCGCGGCGAACGGGAUCCCUUCGAUAAUUCCUAUAAAUAUCACGAACCGUUAAAUCAGCCCGUGGGUGACUCCUGGUCUCAAGGAAAUAACGACAGCACAUUUUAUGAGCGAUCAGAUUUAGUUUUGAAUUUGCCAGAAGAUCCACGCAUCUCAAAACUGCUACGGCGUCUUUGUGCUGAAAGUGACGUCGAAAAGUCGCUCGCCAUAUGUAGAAAACUUCAAGACGCUGUGAUGAUGCCAGAAAACACUCGAUACAUACGAAGGUCUUACGAAAUUUUGGUGGAAUCACUGUUGGAUGUGCUUUAUGAUGGCCCCGGUCCUGAAACAAAGGAAGGCGCUGCUGCAGUGCUCGGAAGAAUAGGAUAUGUAAUGGGUCCGGACUUUAGAAAACACCUUGAUUGGAUAGUAGCUACUUACUCUGUCCAUAACAACUCAAUCAAACACUUGUUGACAUUGUCUUUAACCGAAACAUACCAACUGGAUUAUCAAAAUCAUGACUUGUCUGAAUUUGCAGAACAAACUCUUGACAGACUACAAGUAAUAAUCGAGGGUACAGACUCAGCUGAUGUGUUCAUGGCUGCCAUUAAUGCUAUGUUAAUCAUGUCUAAUUCAUAUCCAGUGCAAUUUGCCAAUCACUUUGUAGACACUGUAGACAUAUUGGUUGGUUGGCAUGUAGACAAUGCCCAACCAAAUAAAAUUAAACUAUUUGCUUUGCAGUCAUUGUUUAAAUUGAGUAGGCAUUGGCAAGCUGAUGUGGGAUUCUCGGUCAAUUUAUUGAAUCACUUUGUCGAAGAUUUGACUGUUCACUCUCUUGAUCUGGAGUCUGGAAAAAGUGAAGGAGAUGACAUACAAAAAAUUACAUCUUUUUUGAAUGUUUUCAACACAGUCGUCAAGAGCUUAGGAAAUCUUUUAAGCCCUACGGUCUCACAUACUGUCACAUGGGUGUUUUUAACAGAAACAUUCACAAAAAUACUAGAGGUUUUAAAGAAAUCACUCAAGGAUGAUGUGGAAUCUGAUUUAAUAUUAGCUGGUAAUGAAUGCAUUUCGUUGCUCCUAAAAUAUCUGCAGUCUAAAUCAACAUCUUGUGCUUUAGGUUUGUACCCCUUGAUUUAUAUGGAGAUGGAAAAAUACCUGCAAUUUGAUGAGAAUGUAUGCCUCAGUGUAAUUAAUUUAGUGUCAACAACAAUUAAGGAAAUCGCAUCUAAUCUCCCCAUAGAAUUUAUUGGACAAACAAUAGGCCCAGGGUCACUACUGAGACCACUUCGUUACUCUGAGAGUAUACUGAUAUUGAACAGCAUUUUGUCAGUGUACAGUAAUUUGUUAAACUUGAAGAAUAUUCCUCUACUGCAAGAGACCUACAAAUUUGUGUUGACUGACAUCCAGAAUGCAUAUUCGGUCAUUUUACCUGAACUAUCAAUUAUAAAAGCAGAAUAUUUUGAAGAAAUUAAAGAAGAACAUGCAGAGAAAAAUGUAAUAUUUUAUCUUCAAUGUUUGUCUGAGCUUGCAAAUGCGAGUAAUUCUAUAAUUGGCAUGUGGGCACUCCAACCAAGCAUCCUGGAACUGCUAGCCAUAAAAAUGUGUCCGCAUAGUGAAAUAUUAGGUGGUUACAAACCAGCUCUACAAUAUUCAAUACUGUAUCUUUUGUACUCACAUUGCAAGAAAAAUAAUCACUUCAUAGCUUCAAGUGAUUUAAUGAGCAAUACCCAACAGAGAGCUAGUGAUAUAUUUGGUUUAGCCAAUCUGAGUUUAGGAGAUGUUUCAAGCUCAAGCCCAACAUCUGGUCAUCUUGCUGUGAUUUUGAAUACAAUCAGUACGAUUUUGGUUGAAGAUGUACCAAAAGAAACUUUGGUACUUGUAUUGAGCUGGAUAUCUGAUAUUUUUUGCCAGCUGGACAAAUAUUUGCCAAUUGUGAGCUUGUGUAAUGGCUUUCUAGUUUUGGUAACAAACAUGUUGACCUUAGUUCACUGCUUUGAUGAUGAUGUUGUAUUGCUAAUCAUGAAUAAUUGCCACCAUUUACUGAAGAAUAAAAGUUUGACUUGGAAUCUCAUUUUGUUAAAAAAAAUAGCAGUAUUAUGUUUGCUGCAUAUUGACAAUUUUAAUAAGAACCUGGCUGAUGUUUGUAAGCAAGUACUGUUUGAUCUACCUUGGGAUAUCGUGCAGUUGGAAUUAGACAAGCAAGUAGUAAAAGUGUUCACAAGUCGUAAAAUGAGUUUGAAUAUUUUGAAUUGUGAUACGAAAUUCAACUCCUUCAAAGAGUACCUAAUGAGAGGAACGUAUUGUACUUUGUCACAACAACACUUUCAACCGAUCAUGAAUUCACUAUUAGUAUCUGUACCAGUGGAAAAAACCUUUAUACUUGAUUCAUUUCUAUCCACUUGGCCUUUACAAAAUGGAGAUACAGAUGACAAAAACCAGCUCUUCUUCAGACAGUGUGCAAUGACUUUUGAUUCUGUUUGUGUUAGCUGGGCACUCUCUGAGGUCGCACAAACAUGUGUCUCAGUAAAAUUAAGAACAGUCCUGGGAAAGCCACAAGAGACCUUCAUGAAAAUAGAAGGUGCCUUAAAAACAAUGGCAAGAGAGGUUUCAUUAACGGACACAAAAUACACAAGUAAAAAUAGUAAUGACUUAAUAUCCACCAUAAAAAUGGAGCAAAUGAGGUCUUCAUGGAUUACUGAGUUUAUGAUAUUCUUGGAGAAAUAUAUUUACAAUGCAGCUGAAGGUACAGCUACAGUAUUACCAGCAGUUAGCAAACCAGUGAAAACAUUUUUUCACACUAAUUGGUCUACUUGUAGAGAAUGGUUAACAAGAGUGCGCCCUGCCGCACUGGCUGUAAGUCUGCAUGCAGGACAUUUUGGUGCUGCGAUAUAUCACGCCUCUUUGAUGUUACAAGCUGCAGCGAAUUCUAAAACUAAUAUUGACAUUGAAGCCAUAACAAUGACUAUAGCACGUGCCCUUAUUAAAAUUGAAGAACCGGAAGUUUUACACGGCUUUUAUGUUUGGAUUAAAAAGACGUUUGACAAGAAACUUGUUUGGCUAAAAGGAGCUGCAGAACAAGCCAACUCGAGACAUGAAUUAGCAUUAGGCUUCUUCAAGAAAUUAAAGAAUAUCAAGCCGAAUGAUGCUCAACAAGAGACUAUGAUCACUUCACUAUACAAUGACUCUAGAUGUCUUAAAUUCAUAGAUGAACAGAUUAUAGAAAGCUACAAGCAUAUUCAAAGCUGGGAAGAAAUAGAAGAAUGGAAGGAUAUUGACCAACAAAAUCCAAAUUCACAAUGGUACUGUUUAUCUGCUCUAAAGAUGUUCGAAGAGGAUGCGCAAAUUCCUGAAAAACUCUGUAAUUGGAAUGUAUUGGAACUCGAAAGUAAUGAAAUAUCUAAAAACAGCUGUUCAUACCAAGCAUUGUUGAAUAAGAUAGAAUCAACUCUCAUUUGCACAGCAGCGAAUGUUUAUUACAAUGAUUACAAUGAAAAAUAUGAAACUUUAUUGAAAAAUUGUCAAGAACUACUAAAUUCAGCCACAGAAGAGUUCACCAGAAGUAAUUCCAUACAUUUUUUGAAGGAAAUAGCUGUACUACAACUAGCAAACCACGGAUUGAUGAAUGUCGUUAAAAAUGGGAAAGUUUUAACAAACCCUUUCAAACCAUCUAGCGUGAAAGAACAUAAAUAUGUGACUGAAUUGAAAAACCUCAGCAGAGUAGUGUGGUGGAAUCAAUACUUUACAGAUUUGAAUGUGACGGAAGAAAAUGUUUUCUUCACUGAAAGUCUUCGACUAGACCUUAUUAAGAGUGCGAGAAAAAACGCUAACAUCAUGAUGGCUAAAAGGGAACUUCUAAAACAUUUUAAAAAUAACUCUGCAUUCCAGUUGUAUCUGGGUGAAGUCGAGAAUUUGGAAGAAUUGAGUGAAGUUUUGCUUAUGUCUACAAAUUCAUACAAUUUAGAUAUUUGGACUCCUAAUAAUGCUUGUGCUUUGACCGAACUCUGUAAAUUGGCGUAUGCAAAAGAAGAUACGAAAAUGCCAGCAAUUAAUUUGUGUGCUAGUAUUUCGUUUGGAUUUUCUCAAAGACUAGCAAUGGGUGAACAGAGUUAUGAGCUUCGUGAAAGGGGCACUAGGAUGCUCUUGACUCUUUCUAAAUGGGUUCAGAGUGAAACAGAAAAUGUUUUAGACGUUGAUUCGCCAUUAUCAAAACUAGUAUCAGCUUUGCCUGAAAUUGGCUUAGUGGAUAAUAAUGUUUCCGAGAAUGUAAUUCCGCUAACGGACUCUGCUGUUGGUAAAUUAUUGCAAUUUGGAGUCAAUCAGUGCCCAGGAUUGGCCAAAGCGUGGGCAAAUUUUGCAGCUUGGUGCUUUAGAUGGGGUAGGAAAAUGGUCGAAUUCAGUUCCAAAACGAGGGAACAAUUGACUGAAAAUGACAAACUGCAAAUCGAAAGCGUUAUGAUUGGAUGUUCUCCUGAAGAUUUUGAAGCUGUUUGCGAGAUUCUUUCUAAGACUAAAGCUACAUGUGAUGACGAAGACAUAGAUUGGAAUGAGAUUAACACAUCGGAAAUGAUUGAAAGUCAGUUAAGGACCGUGCCGUCGCUCAGUAAUGCUUUCCCCGAACAUUUGGCGCUCCUAGUCGACAUAUGGCGACAAGCCCAGAAACGAGUGUUUUCGUACUUCGAAUUAUCGGCAGAUGCAUAUUUCAAGUUCCUUCAAUUGAUAUGCGCUUCUGACUACAUAAACCACAGUGGGGAAAAUGCUGUGGUCACUGCUACUUUGAGACUGCUACGUUUGAUAGUGAAACAUGCCAUGGAAUUGCAGACUGUUUUAGAAUCUGGAUUGGCCAAUACACCUACACAACCGUGGAAAGUAAUAAUUCCACAACUAUUUUCAAGACUAAAUCACCCUGAGACAUACGUAAGGAAGUGUGUUUCAGAUUUGCUUUGUAGACUUGCGGAAGACACUCCUCAUUUGAUCACCUUUCCAGCCGUCGUUGGUGCAGUGGAAAACGAGCAAUCUGAAUUGCCUGAGUUGAAUUUUGCUAGAUCUUUACUCUCGAACGAUGCCGAAAGCUGUGAAGAUAAUCUUGACCUCCAUGAUGCUGCUAGCGAUAAAGUGGUUAACAACGAGUUGAAUUCAUGCUUUCUAGACAUGGUUGAGACUUUAGCGAAUCAGGCUCCCACAACUAUACUCCAAGUAAAACUACUGGUCAAAGAGUUGCAAAGAAUCAACUUACUAUGGGAUGAACUCUGCUUAGGAACUCUGGUUCAACAUCACUCCGAUUUUACUAAGAGGCUAGCGCAGUUGGAAACUGAAGUAACAUUAGUGAAGAAUAACGAAAAUCUAUCUGCAGAAGACAAAGAAAAAUUAAUAAAAGAAAAACAUCGCAUUAUAUUCGAACCUAUAGUUUUUAUUCUUGAACAACUUCAGCACGUGACGUCAGCGAAGCCUGAGACACCACACGAGGUUGCGUUCCAGGCAAAAUUUCAGUCACUAAUUAUUGAUGUGAUCGACAAGUUAAAGAAUCCUACGAAUCCUGAAAAACCACAAGAAUCGUGGGCUCCGUUUAAGCAGUUACAAAUCAAACUCCAACAGAAAGUUAAUAAGAGAACUUCUUAUAUACUGAGGAUGUCCGAUAUUAGUCCAGUUCUCGCUGAAAUGAAAAACACGGUUAUCACUAUGCCCGGUGUACACACAAAUCAAAGAACGGUCAGGGUGACUAUACGAUCUGUAGAAAACAACGUUGCUAUUCUGCCAACCAAGACAAGGCCUAAAAAGUUAGUGUUUUACGGUUCCGAUGGAAAAUCCUACACGUACUUGUUCAAAGGUUUGGAAGAUUUACAUUUAGAUGAGAGAAUUAUGCAACUGCUAUCGAUAACCAAUACAAUGUUGGCGCGAGAUUCCGAAAACAACAACAAUCAAACAUACCGAGCGAGGCAUUAUUCCGUAAUUCCUCUGGGACCCAGGUCUGGUCUCAUUAGUUGGGUAGAUAAUGUAACACCACUUUUUGCCCUGUACAAACGUUGGCAGAAUCGUGAAGCCGCCGUUAUAUCAACCAAAACGAACAAGACUGUCAACGUUUUGCGUCCAUCAGAACUAUUUUACAACAAACUGAAUCCGUUGUUAAAAGAAGCGGGUAUUUCUACCGACAACAGAAAGGAGUGGCCCGUGACGAUACUGAAGCAAGUACUGCAGGAAUUAACCGCAGAAACUCCCCGUGAUCUACUGUGGAGAGAGUUGUGGUGUGGUAGCGUGACGCCGGAACAGUGGUGGCAGAUGACUCGCCGGUACAGUUACUCUGUUGCCGUGAUGAGCACUAUCGGAUACAUAAUAGGGUUAGGUGAUAGACAUUUGGACAAUGUGUUGGUGGACUUAACGUCCGGUGAAGUGGUGCAUAUAGACUAUAACGUGUGCUUCGAGAAAGGCAAGACUCUCCGUGUGCCGGAGAAGGUACCCUUCCGGCUGACGCCCAACUUGGUCGCAGCUCUUGGAGUUACUGGAGUCGAGGGCAUAUUCCGUCUCGCCUGCGAGCACGUGUUGCGCACGAUGCGUCGUGGCCGCGAAACCCUGUUGACGUUGUUGGAAGCGUUCGUGUACGAUCCGCUGGUCGAAUGGGGCGGCAGCAGCGGAGGGAAGCGACGCCGCACGCAGAGAGACGUUAAAUCGGCUUUGGACAUGAUGGCGGUGAGAGCACAAGAAUUGCAACAUAGUCUGGCCCAAGUCACAGAACAAUUUCUGGCCAUCUUGCCUGGUAUCAUUGAAAGCGCUGACAAGUGGCAAAAAGAACAUGAAGAACUGGUUGAAGUCGAGGCGAGACUCCAAGAUUGCCACCAACAAAUGGCACUAAUCAAAGAAAUAGAAGCAUAUGGACCUAAUCUGAACAACCAUCCAUUGCACGCAAUCUCGCAAAAGUACUCUUCAUACAAACAAGCUAAGAAUGCUGUUGAAGAUUCCAAAAAAGCGUUAGUCAAAAUACUGAAUGAUUUUGACGCACAGAUCGAAAGUUUCUCAGCGACUUCUGAACUUCUUAAUGGUCCGCAAUUGAUGGCUUGGGUGCAAGAAUUUUCCGCUCCAAACGAAGAAGAAGACACGCCGAUCUUUGAACACAUAAAAGAUUUUCUAACAAAUGCAGGUCAAAGCUCCAUGAUCACUCAAUGCGAACAAGCCGAAAAAGAAUUUUAUCAAUCUUUGAAACAGACCCAGUGCAUCAUUAGGGCUUGUCUGGAACUUUUGUCACAAUACGUAGCUGUCUCUCAAUAUUUCCCACAGAGUCAAACGGAAUACCAUCGCAUAGUUAUGUUCCGGAAGUUCCUUGCUGCUGCUCUAGACAGCAAAUCGCCCGAGGUUUGCCGAGAGGUUGCCAGUCAAGUCAACGCCAUCAUCAAUGCGGAGAACAACAAAGGCGAUCCGCAACAAAUUAUUGCUUAUAAUUAUCGCUUGGAAACCAUCAGUGCUAAAGCGAACGCAAACUUGGCUAAGUGUGUUGAGAAGUUGCAACUAGAAGGUGGACCAGAAGCCAUGGCUGUUGCUCAAGAAGCUUACAGAGAGGCAAAGGCGAGCAUCGGCAACUGGGUCAGGUCUGAAGAAGGAGCCGCAACCGCUUUAGAAUGUGCUGUUAUCAGCAUGCUGUGUCAUUUAAAUCGAAGAUAUCUGAUGCUUGAGAGCGGUGCCCAAAGUGCUGGUGAUUGUCUCGUGGACUUAACGUCGAGAGAAGGAGAGUGGUUCCUAGAUGAUAUGAGCGCUUUGUCGACCCAAGCUGUGGAGCUUUUAUCGCUGCUGCCGUUGCAGUCUGCUUCAGUAGAAGACGCUGCUUUACCAGUAGCAGUGGAAUGUGUUCGGAAUGUGAAUUACCUGCUAGCUGAUUUGGUCCAACUAAAUUACAAUUUCAGCACGAUCAUACUUCCUGAAGCGUUAAAGAAGAUACAUUCUGAAGAACCGUCUGUCCUACUAAUGAUAAAUGAACUGAAUGUGGUCAUAAUGAAUUCUACUGUGCCUUUGAACGAGUUAUUGGCCCAGCUUGAAGUGCAUCUUAGAUACUUGGUCAUGGAUAUGGAGUACAUUGUUUUGCAGUCUCCAGCAAGCAGCGCUCAAGUUGUAGCGGCAGAACUGCGUGCUCGUUAUGAAGCACUGCUUUCUGCCCCGACUUCUGAUGUGGAGGGACAGUCUUCAGGACGAAUGCUGCUUAUGGGUUUCAACGGUCUAUUCGCUGCUGUAGAAUUGAGAGGAAGGGAACUGGCCGACCACUUGGCAAUACCUAUACCUCCAGCUUGGAGGAAGAUUGAUCAUAUCAGCGAAUCUAUGCACAUGUCUGCGACUCUCCAAAGCCCCGUGAUGCGGUCGGUCUUGGAGGACAUAUUCCUGGUGCGCCGCAUCCAGACCAUCGCGGAAGUGUUCGCCAUGUGCACGCAGAUGGCGUGCGCCUUCAAGGGCACCGGACCCUUGAGUGUUUAUGAUGACGCAGCGCUGUGCAAGCCCGUCAGACGCUUCACAGCGGAGUACGUAUCGCGCUGUACGCUGGGCGUGGGCUCACGAGCUCUGGCGGCCGCGCUCUGUCUCCUGCUACAUCGGCACGGAGUCGACAUUGCUGCCGAAGUGGAACAGAAGGAAAUUGGUGCGUCGUGGAGCGUGUCGUUGGAGUCGUUGUGCGAGAAGGCGGCGGGCGGGGAGCGCGGGGCGGCGCUCGUGCGCGACGUGCAGGCCGCUCGUGCCGCGCUCUGUGCCGCCGCCGCCGUGCUGCGCGCGCACGCACGGGCGCUCACCACCUCGCACCACGCGGCCCGCGCGCACCUUGCGCACCUGCAUCUGCACCACGAGACCGUCGGCGGGCACCGCGACCUGUGCGCGUUGCUGGCGCGGCGCUCGCGGGAGUUGUCCGCGGGCCUCGAGCGGCUCACCGCCGCCGCCGCCAAGAUGAAGUCUCUGCUAAACUCGGCUCACCAGAGAGUAAAAUGGGGCGCCGGCGCCAACCCGUCGCUGUCGAGCAUCGUGUCGCGGCUGGAGCAGGCCGGCGCCGCCGCAGACACGCGGGCUGCGCGAGCCCUAUCCGCCGCCGCCGCGCUCACCGCGCCCGCCCGCUGCGCCGCUCGCGCCCGCCUACGACCGCCGCGACACGCGCGCACCCUCGCCGCCGCCCUGCACCACUGGGAGAAGGCGUGCACCCUAGCGCAGAAGUACGCCCUGGAUGUGUCGCCGGUGGAAGAAGCCCUCAUGGAGAUGUUGCACCCUGAAGGGAAUAUAGAUACACAAUGGGUCGAGAACGUCUCGGCGCUGCUCCGCGAGAUGAUAGCGCAGCUGGUGGCAGAUGUUGCCGCCCGCCAGGAGCGCGCGGCGAGCGCGGGUGCCAGCGUGCGGGAGAGCGUGCGGGGUGCGGGCGCGGCGGGCGCGGCCUGGCGUGACGUCACGGCCGCCGCGGCGCCGCAUCUGCUGGUGCUGCAGCCGGCGCUGCAGGGCAACAACCCCGCGCAGGAGUACCUGAGUAUGGAGCGCGAGCUGUCGCGCGAGCUGGCGGCGCUGAAGGCGGGUGCGGCGGGGAGCGGCGCGGCGGGGGGCGCGGCGGCGGGGGGCGCGGCGGCGGGCGACGUGUCCCGCGGCGCGCGGCGCGUGCGCGAGCUGCUGCCGGCGCUGGCGCACACGCUACUGCAUGUCCACGAGAACUGGCCGACGGAGCAGGGCGGCCGCAAGCUGACGAGACAGGCCGCCGUCACCUCCAACAACAAGCACGCGUGCGAGAGCGCGGUGGGCGCCAGCGUGUGGCGCCGGGUGCGGCUCAAGCUGGAGGGGAGGCCGCAGCCGCACGAGCUGGUGGACCACCUGAUAUCUGAGGCCACCAGCGCGGAAAACCUGUGCCUGAUGUACGAAGGCUGGAUGGCCUGGGUGUGAUCCGCAGACGACUGGCUCUCGCACUGAGCACACUCCUGGUCCCGCUCCUGGGCGCGCCCCCCCGCCCGCAGUGGGGGGCGCAGGGGGGCGCCUGGCGACCUAGCCUUCAAUCAUUACUUGUACUCGGACGGCUCCGGACGGCCGCGAGCCGACUCGCGACUAAUGGAAAUAAACAAAACGUUCGACGUCGGGUCGAUGAUACGGCCGAUGUCGUCACUCGGAGAAUGACAAGCGCCGGACGCGCUGCGGACCCCGGGCCCUCGUGCCGCACGGGACUCGGGCCCGGCACGGUCUUGGGAUAUCGACUUCACAUAUGCGAACUUUCUUCAGUAAUAUUAAAUAUACACGUAAACGUAACCUGGCGCAUGACGUCAUAUGUGGGUGCACAAAGCGACGAAAUACUUACGUCGACGUCACUCGCCGACCCCGCCAGCCGCCGCCGAGUUUCUUGCUGGUUCUUCUCGGCGAGCCUCGUUCCGAACCAGCGGUAGUGUCCUCGCGUCUGCGGCCUGUUCGAUCGUCGAGCUCAAUUAAACAAAAAGCUUAAAGUUCGUAAAGUAGGAGCAGGCCGCAUCGUCUACCAUUACUCGUGUAGGUAUCAUUAGUGUAGUCCAGCUCAGUCCCGGUCCCCCGAGCGCGUCGCUACAGUAGUUGUUCAAUACAAUCCGUAUCCAUCGGGGAACGGGUCUAAGUGUAGUAUAUGUUAUAAUACGUUAUCACAAUAUGUAUGGCUUGCUGUCCUCCCUCCAGCGGGGGCGCGUAAUGUUUGUGAUGACGAAUGCAUUUCUAACGUCCAGCCCCUAAUACUGUGCCCGUAAUGUUCCUUUGUUAACAUUUCUCGUUCCUGGUGAGCUACGUUACGACCACAUCCCACAAACUUUACCACUUCACACAUAAAGUACAAUGCUGAUCUUAAAAUGUAACGGAAAACAAAUUCUGUGAUAAAAUGUUUGUUGUUAAUUUUCCGAAAAUCCUGUAAUAUCGAUCGAAUAGUCACGUAUUCCUUAAUGCUGUUUUUUUUUAAUAAAGUUAUUUUGUUAAUUUAUUACUCUCGCAAUAAAAUAUGUCUGUGUACAAUAUGUCCGCUAACAACGUGCGCCGUGGAGUGUUCUCUCUCAUACAUGCUCUGUUUCUUAUUGUAUUUGUGAUUUAUAUGGGAACUGAUAAGAUUAUUGGUAACUAUGUGAUAUCUACAAUCAGAAUGUAAUUUCAGUAACCCUUCUACUAAAACAUCACAAAUUUGUUUAUUUUCAGAAACAAUCUUUAAUGCUACCAUAACUGUUAAUGUUUUAAUAUUUCCAAAUGAUUCAAGAUUUAUAUUUUUUAAACAAAUUAUUUUUAUGAAAAGUUAGUCUAAAUGCAUUCGUCUGCUAUGUGAAUGAAUGUGUCGCUUAAUUAUAUAAUAUUAUUAAACGGUGUACGCUAUGUA